AUGUCCUGCAAAAAGUUCAUGGUCUUCCUGGGAUCGUCGGCAUUUCUCGGAUACGCCUUCGUGACCUACAGGUUGAAGCUCACAAGACGCGAGGCACUGAAACGCUUCGAAGAGAGCGAGGACGGCAGGCGCCUUGCAAUGGAAUCACUGUCUUUUGCGCCCAAAAUACAAACCGAAGGGCCGGAUGUAUCGCAGAAAUUAAUCGAAGAAUACAAAGCACGACAGCAGCCGCCCAUUAUAAAAUAG
Babesia bigemina is the source of this 246-nucleotide messenger RNA. RefSeq lists its product as hypothetical. The coding region runs from base 1 to 246 and encodes 81 amino acids. The transcript is spliced from 2 exons. The record is from RefSeq and is a predicted model, not a curated record. NCBI's taxonomy places the organism in Eukaryota, Apicomplexa, Aconoidasida, Piroplasmida, Babesiidae.